Eleginops maclovinus (Patagonian blennie) is the source of this 2271-nucleotide messenger RNA. Its product is annotated as E3 ubiquitin/ISG15 ligase TRIM25-like. The record is from RefSeq and is a predicted model, not a curated record. Gene Ontology annotation, molecular function: zinc ion binding. The coding region runs from base 110 to 1165 and encodes 351 amino acids. The transcript is spliced from 2 exons. Lineage: Eukaryota; Metazoa; Chordata; Actinopteri; Perciformes; Eleginopidae.
ACAUAGUGACAUGCAAAAGCUGCAGACACACUGGUUAUUUAGAUCAACGCUGAAAGUAGUUCAGGGUUCUGGGGAAAUGAAACUGAGGCAGUUGUAGCUGAGAGGUGAAAUGGCGCAGAAAGGAUUUCAGCUGGACCUUGAAACCUUCUCUUGUUCGAUCUGUUUGGAUCUACUAAAGGAUCCAGUGGCCAUUCCCUGUGGACACAGCUACUGCAUGAACUGUAUUAAAAACUAUUGGGAUAAAGAGGAUGGAAAGACGAACCACAGCUGCCCUCAGUGUAGGCAGGCCUUUACACCAAGGCCAAUCCUGGUGAAAAACACUAUGUUAGGAGCUUUAGUGGAGGAGCUGAAGAAGACUGCACUCCUAUCUGCUCCUGCUGAUCACUGCUAUGCUGGACCUGAAGACGAGGCAUGUGAUUUCUGCACUGGGAGAAAACUGAAAGCCCUUAAGUCCUGUCUGGUGUGUCUGGCCUCUUACUGUGAGAAACACCUCCAGCCUCAUUAUGAUUCACCCACAUUUGAGAAACACAAGCUGGUGGACCCCUCCAGGGGGCUUCAGGAGAACAUCUGCUCCCGGCAUGAUGAGGUGAUGAAGAUGUUCUGCCGUACUGAUCAGCAGUGUAUCUGUUAUCUCUGCUCUGUAGAUGAACAUAAAAGUCAUGACACAGUUUCAGCUGCAGGAGAAAGGACAGAGAAACACAGAGAACUCGAGGGGAGUCGACAAAACAUCCAGCAGAGAAUCCAGAACAGAGAGAAGGAGAUGAAGCUGCUUCAGCAGGAGGUGGAGGCUAUCAAUCGCUUUGCUGAUAAAGCAGUGGGGGAAUGUGAGAUCAUCUUCACUGGGCUCAUCCGUCUCAUGGAGAAAAGAAGCUCUGAUGUAAAGCAGCAGGUCAGAUCUCAGCAGGAAUCUGAAGUGAGUGAAGUUAAAGAGCUUCAGGAGAAGCUAGAGCAUGAAAUCGCUGAGCUGCAGAGGAACGACGCUGACCUGAAACAGCUCUCAAACACAGAGGAUCACAUUGAGUUUCUUCAUAAAUUCCCUUCAGUGUCACAACUCACCGAAUAUGCAGACUCAUCCAGCAUCAACAUCCGUCCCCUGCGUUACUUUGAAGAUGUGACAGCGGCUGUGGCAGAAGUCGGAGAUAAACUCCAAGACAUUUUAAGUUGACUUGGCUCUCCAACACCUUCUCUGCCAUGCUCAGGGGCUUGGAGACUCUGUGGAAUUUCAACUUGAGACUCAGGGGCCGGGGGACUGUUUUGGAUUUCAACAUGGCAGUCAAGGGCCUGGGGCCCUUUUGGGAUUUUAACACAACACUCUUCUGGAAGCCAUCAGCAGAUGCUGGAUUGAGAGAGACAAAAAAAAAAAGAAAAGAUAUUUACAUCCUCUGUUCAUCCGAUAGAUAAAUCAAACAUAUACUCAACAUUAUACUACAGAUACAAUAGAUUCAAAACACUAUGACGAAGGUUGCACAUUGUCAUUUUAUUAAAAUGUUGAGUCUUGGCUUCAUUAGUGGCUGGUGUUGUUUGGUUAGCAGGGUUGCUACUGUCGUAUGGAGAGGCCCUGAUUCCCACCUGACACCCGGAUACACUCUUCCUUGUGUCUUUCAUGCCAAGCUUUCAGUUUGCAGGUCCUGGAGCAGUAGAAGACCUUGUGGCAGCGGCUACAUGCGGUCAGCUUCACAGACACAGAGCGACCGCAGUGAUAGCAGAACUUAAAGGCAGGAUUCCUAAGAAAACAUUCACACAAGUACAGGCUCCUGAAAAACAUGUUUCCUUAACUAAAAAUGUAUUCUAGGAAGGGUGCUAAUGACAUUAGGAUACAAAUAAAUGGGACACAAAGGGAAUGAAUGUAUAUGUGAACAGGUACCUGUGUUUUAUUGUUGUUGGUGGUAUACUUUCACAGCUGGGGAGGGGCACGUUUGAUGAACCUGCCCAUUUGUACACAAACCUCUUUGUGCUACUGGUAACUGUAACAUAAAGACAGUACACAUACAUUAUGUUUUAAUUUUAAAAAAACACACAAAAUGGUUUCAAAAAACAUUGUACUGACUAUUCGUUGUAAGGUGUUGUUCUGUCUCUCUCUGGGCAGCAGUUUGUGUCAGCAGAUCUCCCAUCAUGCUUAGCAGCUGGCGCCGUGCUUUGAAUGUUUCCCUCUCCCGCAUGCUCAGAGCGUGGAAUGGAGUGUUGGCUAUACGCAAGUCCUAAAUGGUAACAGUCUUAUGUUAAAAGGAUUUUAAAAGAAAUGAAUUCUAAUCUUUCAGUGUCUCCCUCCAU